Molecule: messenger RNA, 1791 nt
Organism: Gloeophyllum trabeum ATCC 11539
Lineage: Eukaryota; Fungi; Basidiomycota; Agaricomycetes; Gloeophyllales; Gloeophyllaceae
Exons: 13
Coding region: 1-1791 (596 amino acids)
Source: RefSeq, a predicted model, not a curated record
AUGGCGAACUCUCAGCUUCGACAGGCGUACCGCGGUUCCACGCGAAAACUUGUGAUUGCUCUUGAUAUCGGUACGACGUGUAGUGGGGUGUCGUACAGUAUCCUGGACCCCGGUCUUGUUCCGCAGAUCUGGACGGUAACCACAUAUCCCGGCCAGAAGAAUUCCGGAGGGGAUUCCAAGGUUCCGUCGGUCCUAUACUAUGAUGCCAAUGGCGUUGUCCAAGCGGUCGGCCAAGAAGCGGAAAAUCUGUUCGAGAUGCUUGAAAGCCGGGAAGCCGAGGAUAACAACUGGAUAAGAGUCGAAUGGUUUAAGCUCCAUUUGCGACCGAAGGAGAUGAAUGCAGCCCACAUCACAGAUUACAGUAUUCCCCCGUUGCCUGCGAACAAGACAGUAAUGGAUGUAUUCGCCGACUUCCUCUCAUACCUGUUCAAGUGUGCGAAGGACUAUAUUAGUACGGCACACGGCGCCGGCGAGACACUCCUCGAGUCAUUAGAAGGUAGCAUUCAUUUUGUGAUGGGCCACCCAAACGGCUGGGGUGGCUUGCAGCAGCAGAAGAUGCGCAAGGCUGCGGUGCAAGCCGGGCUUGUGAAGAACAUGGAUGCGGCUUGCGACAGGAUACAGUUCGUGACUGAGGGAGAAGCCAGUCUUCAUUACUGCCUCGAGAAUGGACUGUCCGCCGAGAAGAUGAAGGCCGGUAAUAAGAUCAUGAUUGUGGAUGCAGGAGGUGGGACCAUUGACCUUAGCUCCUACCUAAUCAAGGAGGUACGGCCGAUGAAAGUAGAGGAAGUCGCUUCGCCCGGCUGUCGUCUGCAAGGCUCGAUAUUCGUCAACCAAAGGGCAUCGACCUUCUUAUACGAUAAGCUCAAGGGCUCCAUCUAUGAUGAUCCGCAGGACAUUCAAACGAUAGUGCAACGUUUCGAGGAAGGCGUGAAACGUAGAUUCAAGUCGUCCAGCGAGCCUGCACAUAUCAAGUUUGGGACGCGGAGCGACAAUGAACCGGAGUUCGGAAUCUCGAGGGGUGUCCUGAAGCUGUCUGGCGAAGACGUGGCCGAUUUUUUCGGCCCCUCUUUGGACGCCAUACUCGAGGCUAUCCGAGAACAGCGGCAAGCCGGGGGUGAUAUCAAAACGGUUUUCUUUGUCGGAGGUUUCGCUGCCAGCGACUAUUUGUUCAAUACACUGCGCACGAAGCUAGCAGGCACUGGCAUCGAGAUCUCUCGCCCUGAUGGCUACACAAACAAAGCCGUCGCUGAUGGUGCCGUCAGUUUCUUCAUGGAUCAGGCCGUCUCAACCCGCGUGGUCCGGAUGACGUAUGGUAUCAAGGGCAUUAGAAACUAUGAUUCUACAGAGGGGGAGCAUGUACGGCGAUUCGGAGAAACUUACUUGUCCCUUUCUGGGGUGCGCAUGGUUCGAUGCGCAUUUCACAACAUAGUCUCGAAAGGAAGCACCGUGGAUGCAGGACAAGAGUAUGAAUCGCAUUUCUUCAGGGAGUUGAGUGAGCGCCCCACGCGAGUUGAGACAGACAUCGUCACCUACAAUGGUAAUGUAACUCAGCCCAAAUGGACGGAUGUCGAUUUCGCAUCCUACCAUACACUCUGCACUGUAUCUGCCGACGUGUCUGAAAUUGCGCAGAAGCUGCCCCCGAAAGGCCCUAAAAAGCGCAGAUAUUAUAGAUUUGACUUCAAGAUUGUACUGCAGUUUGGGCUCACGGAGCUCAAGGCUCAAAUUGCCUGGACGGAGAAUGGCAAAGAAAGGAGGAGUCCUGCGUCCAUCGCGUAUCUAGGAGACGACUAG